This is a messenger RNA of Bombyx mori (domestic silkworm), 668 nucleotides long. It is a transcript of the gene RpS9, whose product is annotated as ribosomal protein S9. Gene Ontology annotation, cellular component: cytosolic small ribosomal subunit. Gene Ontology annotation, molecular function: structural constituent of ribosome; rRNA binding. Gene Ontology annotation, biological process: translation; ribosomal small subunit biogenesis. Lineage: Eukaryota; Metazoa; Arthropoda; Insecta; Lepidoptera; Bombycidae. The transcript is spliced from 4 exons. Bases 55 to 639 code for a protein of 194 amino acids. The record is from RefSeq and is marked provisional.
UCAUCACUUCUUUUCUAAUUCUUAUCGGCGAGCAGUGCGUGCGAGCUCGCCAAGAUGGUGAACAACAGAGUACCGUCGGUAUUUUCAAAGACGUACGUGACACCUCGUCGUCCUUUUGAAAAGGCACGUCUUGACCAAGAGUUGAAGAUCAUCGGAGAGUACGGUCUCCGCAACAAGCGUGAAGUAUGGCGCGUCAAAUACACGCUCGCUCGUAUCCGUAAGGCUGCUCGUGAGCUCCUCACCCUCGAGGAGAAGGACCCCAAGAGAUUGUUCGAAGGUAAUGCCCUUCUACGUCGUCUGGUUCGUAUUGGAGUACUGGAUGAAAAACAGAUGAAACUCGAUUAUGUGCUUGGUCUGAAGAUUGAGGACUUCUUGGAGCGUCGUCUGCAGACGCAGGUGUUCAAAGCUGGCCUGGCGAAGUCCAUCCAUCAUGCCAGAAUUUUGAUCCGGCAAAGGCAUAUUCGUGUCCGCAAGCAAGUUGUGAACAUCCCAUCAUUUAUUGUGCGCCUGGACUCUGGCAAGCACAUUGACUUCUCUCUGAAAUCUCCAUUCGGUGGAGGUCGUCCUGGACGUGUCAAGAGGAAGAACCUCCGCAAGGGACAGGGUGGCGGAGCCGCCAAUGAUGAAGAGGAAGAUUAAUAAGACAAUAAAUAUAUAUAAUUAUUAAA